Laetiporus sulphureus 93-53 is the source of this 891-nucleotide messenger RNA. RefSeq lists its product as uncharacterized. The transcript is spliced from 6 exons. NCBI's taxonomy places the organism in Eukaryota, Fungi, Basidiomycota, Agaricomycetes, Polyporales, Laetiporaceae. The record is from RefSeq and is a predicted model, not a curated record. Bases 1 to 891 code for a protein of 296 amino acids.
AUGUCCAAUCUCACCCCAUCAUUUGCUGAGCAAACUCGAGCCCUCGUGGCCCAAUUUCGUCAGCGGGCAGCAGCUAUAUCCGCUCCGCUGCCUACAUUGCAGUCGAUGGUUGCAAAGUUGCUGAAGACCACCCUAGAGGCACAGCCCAUCGUUAUCGGAGAGAUGACCUAUACGGUGGAGCUGUUCCGGAUCAGCAUCAAGCACUUGAUGUUCCCUUUGUUUCUGCACGUUGGCGGUGGCGGCGGCGCGCUCAUCUUCAUUUGUGCCAUUAGCAUAACACGGAUUGACAAGUAUCUUGAUGUGCUGGGCUCAAUAAAAAUGGAAGUGCAACGGCUUUCGCCUCAAAUGCAAUCUUCAGUUGUGCCUCUCGUCGGGCGUUUCGGCCGGUUUGUGGAUGAUCUGAAUGACCAGAAAUGUCGAACGCAAGGCGACGUUCUCCGCCGCAAUCUGCUUCAGACACUGCAUGUGGCCCCCAGAAGCCGAGCUGUAAUUGUCAAGAAGGUUGAAGCCGAGACUAGUGUCACACCAAGUUGGUAUGUUGCCAUUCUGCCGUCGCAAAUGGACAUUUUGCCUCUGCAAGCAUGCCGAAAGCCUGUAUCCGAGGUGCCAAUGAACUUUCUCGUUCCUGGGCACUCGUGCGUCAGAUGGGAGAUGAUCGUAGAAGACGGGUUCUCUUCUUCGGGAAAAGAUCCGACACCACUGGUACCUUUCGCGGCAGCAUUUCAGCGUCACUGGCAGGACGUGAACGCUAUGGUCUUCUUCCAUCAGAGCAACCUCCCUCAAUUGUCAUACAUUGCGGGCACGCUCACUGGCAAUCCGUCAAUAUGUGUCUUUGACGGCCUCGCGAAGUUCGGACUGUGCCCAAUCGUGUCGUCUAGCCACGGGCUGUAG